Messenger RNA from Musa acuminata AAA Group (dessert banana), 1613 nucleotides. RefSeq lists its product as uncharacterized. NCBI's taxonomy places the organism in Eukaryota, Viridiplantae, Streptophyta, Magnoliopsida, Zingiberales, Musaceae. The transcript is spliced from 6 exons. Bases 256 to 1413 code for a protein of 385 amino acids. The record is from RefSeq and is a predicted model, not a curated record.
UAAAUGUUUCUAUUUCUUCGUCCCCCUUCGCCGUUCACAUCCGUUCGCUUCCUCGAAUCGAGCUCGCUCGAAUCAGGAGACCACACCGAGCCCUUUCUUUCCCUCGAAUCCAAUCCUCCGAUCCCCACCCCCUUCCCGGAGUGCGAUCAAAAUCGAUCCUCUUGGCCCCUCUCGCGGCGAAUCCGACGAUUCGAGAGGCGUUAGAGAGGCGAGGAGCGUAGAGGUACGGCCUUGGCCGGUGUUCUGGGGUGGGAGAUGGGCGGGGUGACGUCGACGAUGGCGGCGAAGUUCGCAUUCUUUCCGCCGAGCCCGCCGUCGUACGGGGUGACGGCGGCGACGGAGGGGCGGCUGGAGAUGACGGACGUGCCGCCACGGGAGAAUGUGGAGGCCUGGCGGCUGCCAACGAGGCGGGGGACGGAGAUCGUCGCCAUGUACGUGAAGAACCCCGCGGCGAGCCUCACCUUGCUCUACUCCCACGGCAACGCUGCGGACCUCGGGCAGAUGUAUGAGCUCUUCUGGCAACUCAGCAAGCACCUUUGCGUCAACCUGAUGGGGUAUGAUUAUUCUGGAUAUGGCCAGUCUUCUGGAAAGCCGAGCGAGCAAAAUACUUAUGCAGAUAUAGAAGCUGCUUAUAAGUGUCUUGAAGUAGCUUAUGGUACCCAUGCAGAAGACAUUAUCCUUUAUGGACAAUCAGUUGGUAGUGGGCCUACUUUGGAACUAGCUGCUCGUUUACCUAAUCUGAGAGCAGCUGUUCUCCACAGUCCCAUUUUGUCUGGUCUCCGUGUCAUGUAUCCUGUAAAACAUACAUACUGGUUUGACAUAUAUAAGAAUAUUGACAAAAUUCCUUUGGUCCAAUGUCCAGUGUUGGUAAUACAUGGAAUGGUUGAUGAUGUUGUGGAUUGGUCCCAUGGAAAGCAGCUGUGGGAGCUGUCCAAAGUGAAGUAUGAGCCUCUAUGGGUCAAGGCAGGCAAUCACUGUAAUUUGGAAUUGUUUCCAGAGUACAUAAGGCAUCUUAAGAAGUUUAUAUCAGCCAUAGAGAAGGCACCCCCACCUAGAACUGCAUCUACUGAAAGCUCAGUUCCACAAGAUCCUCCUAGUAUGAGCUCUGAUCAUUUGGACCACCAAAGAAGCAUGGAUAAGAUGGAAAACCCAAGAUCAAGUACUGAUCAUAGGGAGAAGGGUGGGAAUAGUACGGACAGGAGAGAGAAGCCAAGAUUAAGCACAGACAAGAAAGAAAAAUCAAGAAAGAGCUUUGAUAUCUCAGACAAAGCGAGAAAUAGUAUGGACCAGCAAGAGAAACCACGAAAGAGCUUUGAACGACUUGGAGGGAUGAUAAAAUCGGUCAGCUUGUGCAAUAUUGACUGUUUCAAAGGCCCUGCCUCUCAGUCCGAGGAGUGCAAAGGUCAGUGCUAGCAUUGGGUUGCUUGCGUAAGGAUGUAGUGAUUGUUUUAAUUGUAUGGAGUGUUCUGGUGUUGGAACCAUAUCUCUGUGUUUAGUUGAGAGGAGGUAAUUCUUCAGUUGUUUUUGCCACUUUGUCUCUCAUAAAGGCAAAUUUCUUGUGCAGUCCAGUGGAAUUAAAAUAUAAGCGAUGGUUUUCAAAGCAGUGUUUUGCA